AUGAUAUACGGAGACAAUAUUUUUGUCAUAGAAGUCUCGUUUGAUACGAUCAAGUUCCGCCAACGCUGGCGCACAGCGAACAAUUUGACGCCAGGACGAUCCUAUGCGUUUCUGGACCAUUUUUCACAGAGAAACCUUAUGAAAAUAAAGAAUUAUAUUGUAAACGUAGAGCAUGUGGACGACUACACGGGGAUGAUCAAAUUCAAUUGCGGUGGGCGAGGGCUCACGGCAGGCAUCCGGGGCCGGGUGCAAGAGUUGGUCGAUCUUCUUGCCACGGUACCCAACCUGCAUCGACUGCACGUGCAUCUGAUAGACGGCGCAAUCAGUCGCGUGCGCUUUCCUAGUGGUCGGGUGCAUCGUGUUCAGGAUGUGCAGAACUUCUCGACGUCGCAGACUGUGCUUGAUCCAUUCAAGGGGCUCUGCGAGGUGCGGAAGGCAAGAGUGACCGGCGUGAGCGAGGCUUAUGCGGAAAGCCUGGAAAGAGAUAUGGCUAAGACGAGAGGCGCACCUCGAAGUUGA
Molecule: messenger RNA, 519 nt
Organism: Didymosphaeria variabile
Lineage: Eukaryota; Fungi; Ascomycota; Dothideomycetes; Pleosporales; Didymosphaeriaceae
Exons: 1
Coding region: 1-519 (172 amino acids)
Source: RefSeq, a predicted model, not a curated record